This is a messenger RNA of Homarus americanus (American lobster), 2571 nucleotides long. RefSeq names its product calpain-A-like. The transcript is spliced from 15 exons. Gene Ontology annotation, biological process: proteolysis. Lineage: Eukaryota; Metazoa; Arthropoda; Malacostraca; Decapoda; Nephropidae. Gene Ontology annotation, molecular function: calcium-dependent cysteine-type endopeptidase activity; calcium ion binding. The record is from RefSeq and is a predicted model, not a curated record. The coding region runs from base 1 to 2571 and encodes 856 amino acids. Gene Ontology annotation, cellular component: cytoplasm.
AUGGAUCCAGGAGCCCUCCCAGGGGCCACUGCAGGGUGUCAAGGGAAAUCACAGGCACCCAGAGGCCCAAGAGCACAUCCAAAGGCUUUUGUAGGGUCCCAACGGCCCUCGCAAGUUCCAGGGGCACUCCAAGGGGUCAGGAGCCAUCCAAGAGGCCCAGGAGCCCUCCUCGGGGCCCUCCCACUGGUGCAAGGGCCCCCCCCCCCCAAGGACCCAGGAGCACUCCCAGAGAUAUUUGUAGGGUUAGAGGCACUCCCAGGGGCUCUCCUAGGGACCCAGGGUGCCCAGAGGCAUUCCCAGGGGCCCAGAGGGCCUCCCAGUGGACUAGGGAUCCUGUCAGGGGCCCAGGAGCACUCCCAGGGACCCAGGAGCCCUCCCACAGGCCCGGGGGCACACCCAAUGACCCUCACAGGAGCCCAGAAACCCUCACAAGGGCCCAGUGGCACUCCUAGGGGUCCAGGUGGACUGCCAGAGGCCUUUUCUGGGGGCAAAGAGGCCUCUGAGGGACCCUGCCAGCUUGGGGAGCGCGGGUCAGGUCUGUGUUACGGGGGUCAGGUGCAGGACUUCCACAAUCUCCGUCAGAAAUGUUUAGACGAAGGCAGACUCUUCGAGGACCCAGAGUUCCCCGCUGAACACUGCUCCCUCAGCACUUCCCAAAACUAUGAGUGGAAGCGCCCCCACGACCUCACAGACCAGCCCGAGCUGUUUAUCGAAGGAGUAUCUCGCUUUGAUGUCAAGCAAGGGGGCCUUGGUGACUGUUGGUUUUUAGCUGCUGUUGCCACCUUGACCCUCAACAAAGAAGUGUUUUACAGGGUUGUUCCGGAAGACCAAGGUUUUGGAGACAAUUAUGCUGGUAUCUUCCACUUCAGAUUCUGGCAGUAUGGACAUUGGGUUGACAUUGUUGUGGAUGACCGCCUUCCCACAGAGAAUGGUCGCCUUGUCUUCAUGCACUCUGAGGAAGGGAAUGAAUUCUGGUCUGCACUCCUUGAGAAGGCAUAUGCUAAGAUUCAUGGUUCAUAUCAAGGCUUGGUGGGCGGCAUCACCAGUGACGCCAUGGAAGACUUCACAGGAGGUUUAACUGAGAUGUAUGACCUCACUACGGCACCUGCGAACUUGUUAACUGUUAUGCUAAAGGCCUCUCAGCGGGGGUCCUUUAUGGGCUGCCACAUCAGUGCUUCUAACCCUGAUGUAAUAGAAGGUCGCUGUGCCAAUGGUCUUGUAGAGGGUCAUGCUUACUCUGUUACCGGGAUCAAUACUACCGUAGAGUCUGGAAGUAUUCACCUUAUUCGUGUUCGUAAUCCCUGGGGCAACGAAACAGAGUGGAACGGCGCGUGGAGUGACCAGAGUCCACAGUGGCAGUCGAUCACCCCGGAGGAGGAGGAGGAGCUGGGUCUGACCUUUGAGCAUGAUGGAGAGUUCUGGAUGUCAUAUGAGGACUUCAUUACAAACUUCACAGGGCUGGAAAUAACCCACUUGAGUCCUGAUCACAUGGUGGGUGAGGACAUGACAGAGUGUGUUCAGUACAGGUGGGAGAAGAACAUCUUUGAGGGCGCUUGGGUCCGUGGAUCAACGGCUGGUGGAUGCCCAAGCCACCUUAACAGCUUCUGGCACAACCCCCAGUACAGAAUCACGCUGACAGAAGUGGAUGAUGACGAUGAUGACAACUUGUGUACCGUUGUCGUCGCCCUCAUGCAGAAUAACCGACGGUCACAAUGGGAGACCCAAUACAAGUGUAUUCCGAUUGGCUUCAAAGUCUAUCAUCUGGAAGACCCAGAUAGCGCUCCACGUCCCCUAGACCUGAACUUUUUCCAGUCCUCCACUGCCGAGGACUCCCACGAGAACAUGUAUCCGUGCAGGCGCCAAGUAUCACACCGCUUGAAGCUUACCCCUGGCACCUACUGUAUCGUGCCAUCAACAUAUUCACCAAAUCAGGAGGCCAAGUUUGUGCUUAGGGUGUUUUCUGAGAAGCCAAGUGAGAUGGAAGAGAAUGACGAAGAGGUUGGUAUUCCGGAAGACGAAGAGGAGGAGGAGGAGGAGGAGGAGGAGGAGGAAGAAGAAGAAAGUGAGAGCAUUCAGGAGUUCUUCGAGAGGAUCGCAGGAGAAGAUUUGGAAGUUGACUGGCAGAAGUUGCAAAAAAUACUUAACUUUGAAUUAAAAAAAGAGUUUGACAUCGAGGGCAUCACCAAGAGUCUGUGUCAGAAUAUGAUUGCCAUGAUCGACACAACACAGUCAGGAAGUCUUGACCUAAAGGAAUUCCUGCGAUUGUGGAGAAUCAUUAAGGUUUGGAAGAAUGUCUUCAAGCAGUGUGAUGCCGAUAACUCUGGCUACCUAUGUGCCUUCGAGAGUCGCCAGGCACUGAAAUCAGCCGGGUACUGCCUCAACAACAGCAUCUGCAACACUCUCAUGUACUUCUACGGUGAUGAGGAAGGAAAAAUGUCCCUCAAUGAUUUCCUUACGUGUUCUGUCAGGCUGAGAACUACAAUGGAAAUUUUCCAAGAGAAGGAUCCAGACAAGACCCGGAGUGCCACCUUCACACUCGAGGAAUGGAUUAAGCAUUCUGUGUGUGCCUAA